Numida meleagris (helmeted guineafowl) is the source of this 948-nucleotide messenger RNA. RefSeq names its product ras-related protein Rab-11A-like. Gene Ontology annotation, molecular function: GTPase activity; GTP binding. The record is from RefSeq and is a predicted model, not a curated record. Gene Ontology annotation, cellular component: recycling endosome. Lineage: Eukaryota; Metazoa; Chordata; Aves; Galliformes; Numididae. Bases 86 to 673 code for a protein of 195 amino acids. Gene Ontology annotation, biological process: constitutive secretory pathway; regulated exocytosis. The transcript is spliced from 4 exons.
CCAAUGGGAGCGUGGGGCUGCCCCACCGGGGCGGAGCAGGGCGGAAAUCCCCGCUGUUCCCAGUGGGGCCGUGGCACUGGGCAGGAUGCGGGGCAAGGACGAGGAGUACGACUUCCUCUUCAAGGUGGUGCUCAUCGGGGACUCUGGCGUGGGGAAGAGCAACCUGCUGUCCCGCUUCACCCGCAACGAGUUCAACCUGGAGAGCAAGAGCACCAUCGGGGUGGAGUUCGCCACCCGGAGCAUCCAGGUGGACAACAAGACGGUGAAGGCGCAGAUCUGGGACACGGCCGGGCAGGAGCGGUACCGCGCCAUCACUUCUGCGUACUACCGCGGGGCGGUGGGAGCGCUGCUGGUGUAUGACAUCGCCAAGUACCUGACAUAUGAGAACGCCGAGCGUUGGCUGGCGGAGCUGCAGGACCACGCCGACGCCAACAUCGUGGUCAUGCUGGUGGGCAACAAGAGCGACCUGCGGCAUCUGCGCGCCGUGCCCACCGACGAGGCCCGGAGCUUCGCAGCUUUCCCCGCUGUUACAGAGAAGAACGGGCUCUCCUUCCUCGAGACGUCGGCUCUGGACUCCACCAACGUGGAGACGGCGUUCCACAACAUCCUCUCCGGUAAGGAUGGGGGGACGAGGUGGGUUUGGGGUUGUGCCCCUCCAGGAUCCCUUCUGUGAGCUGUGGGGUUGGGUCCUGCACUCUGCCGUGGGGAGAUGUGGGUGCUCCCAGCCCACCCAACCUAACCUGACCUUAAUCCCAACCCUAACCCCAACUCAAGCCCUAAUCCAAACCCUAACCCCAACCUCAAUCCCAACAAUAAUCCUAAUGAAACUCCAACCCUAACCCCAACAUUAACUCCAAUUUAACUCCAGUUUUAACCCCAACCCUAACCCCAGUCCUAAUCCUAACCCCUGCCCCAACCCUAAACUCAACCUUAAACUAAACCUAACCC